Diorhabda carinulata is the source of this 681-nucleotide messenger RNA. RefSeq lists its product as uncharacterized. The record is from RefSeq and is a predicted model, not a curated record. Lineage: Eukaryota; Metazoa; Arthropoda; Insecta; Coleoptera; Chrysomelidae. The transcript is spliced from 2 exons. Bases 70 to 477 code for a protein of 135 amino acids.
AUUAAAGUGUCGGUGUUUAUACACAACGUUAUCAAGUGUAAAAGAUAAAAAUAAAUUUAGAUUGUAACAAUGGCAAAUACGAAUAAUUUAAAUAUGGAUGAUUUCCAGCAUUCAAAACAGUUUCAAGAUAUAGUUCACACUGCUGUGCAAAAAGCCGUAGCUGAUUAUUUUGAAGGUAAACCCUGGGAAAAACAACAUAAACAUAAACAUUGUCGUUGGUCGAGAUGGAAUGAGAAAUCACAUCAACAACAACAAAGUCAAUCAGAUAUGGCUAAUGGUCCUGACUUUAAAACACAUGGACCGCCACCGUUUUGGUUUCACAGAAUGAAUCAUCGUUUUGGAGACCAUCCUAAUCAUUUCGAUUAUCACCAUCACCAUUAUGGGCCUUGGUGUUGGAAUCAAUGUUCCUACUACAGAAAACCUGAUAAUUUCAGAAAAUUUUGUGAACCUGGCCACCUUUUUGACUUUACGGAAUAAUAUUAGUAAAAUUAUGGAUCAAGUUCUAUUUUACUGUGAUUGUUACUAUUUACAUUUUUAUAUAGACUGAAUUAUUUGGAUAGACACAAUUUUGUAACUAAUUAUAAGGUUUUUUUGGAAAAAUAUUUGCUCAUGAUUUGAUUUAUAUGAUGGGCAAUAUUGUAAAUAGUGGUUUUUUAUUAAAUAUAUAUCAUAACUAUAGCA